AGUAGACUUUGGUAACUGGUUUUUUGGUAACUAGUAGACAAGGUUCAGCGAGGGAAGAGUGCGAAAGAGUGCAGAAUAGAGUUUCGGUGAAGUUCGCCAUGGCUUCUGCGGUUAGCGUAGUCCGCACUUGGCCGUCUGCCUGUCGUUUCGGGACGGCCACAAGGGCAUGUCAUGUGGCAGCGCUCAGAGCACAGUAUGACGCUCUGGUCAUCGGCGGAGGCCACAAUGGACUGGUCGCAGCAGCCUACCUGCAGAAAGGGGGGGUGAACACAGCUGUGCUGGAGCGCAGGCACGUGCUGGGAGGAGCAGCCGUUUCCGAGGAGAUCAUCCCAGGCUUCCGGUUCUCCAGGGCGUCCUACCUGCUCAGCCUGCUCAGACCUCAUAUCUACAGGGACCUGGAGCUGAAGAAACACGGGCUGAAGGUGUUCAUGCGGGACCCUCACGCGUUCACCCCCAUGCUGGAGGAGGGGGUGGGGGGGCAGCCCCCGCGCUCCCUGCUGCUCGGCUCAGACAUGGAGCAGAACAUGCGUGAGAUCGGGAAGUUUUCGGAAAAAGAUGCCAAGGCCUAUCGUGCCUUUAACACGUACCUGGAGAAGCUGGCUGAGGCGAUACACCCCCUGCUGGACAGCCCCCCCGUGGACAUUCCCGGGGUCACCCAGGGCCCUCUGCGCAGACGGCUGGCCGCCCUGAAGACCCUGACCCCCCUGAUAAAGACAGGGCUGAAACUGGGAAAGAACAUUCCAGAACUAUAUGAGCUCAUAACUGCACCAAUAACAAAGAUUCUGAACCGCUGGUUUGAGUCCGAGCCCCUGAGAGCCACGCUGGCCACGGACGGAGUGAUUGGAGCCAUGACCAGCCCCAGUAACCCUGGGAGUGGGUAUGUUCUCCUGCACCAUGUGAUGGGGGAGCUGGAGAAGGAGAAGGGGGCUUGGGGUUACGUGGAGGGGGGAAUGGGAGGCGUGUCGAAGUCCAUCGCCAAUUCAGCUCGCGCCCACGGAGCCGCCAUCUUCACUGAGCAGGAGGUGGAGCAGGUGUUGGUUGGUCCUGAUGGUUGUGCCAAAGGUGUCCUGCUGAAAGAUGGGUCUGAAGUGCACAGCAGAGUGGUUCUGUCUAACGCCACUCCGCACAUCACCUUCAAAAAGCUCACUCCACAGGAUUCCCUGUCUCCUGAAUUCAUGAGAGCUGUAUCUGAGAUUGACUACACGUCUCCCGUCACCAAGAUUAACGUCGCUGUGGACCGUCUCCCUAAUUUCCUGGCCAUGCCCAACGCCGCGGACGGGACCCCCGGCCCACACCACCAGUGCUCCAUCCACCUCAACUGUGAGAGCGUGGAGGUGCUGGAGGCGGCCUACCGAGAGGGGAAACAGGGCCGGCCUUCUGCCAGACCCAUGCUGGAGAUGUGCAUCCCGUCCGUGCUGGACCCCACUCUGGCGCCCCCUGGCUGCCACGUCGUCUCCGUCUUCACCCAGUUCACUCCUUACUGGCUGGAGGGCGGCCGGGCUUGGACAGACCAGGACCGAGAGCAGUUCGCCAACUCGGUGUUCGACUGGAUCGAGAGAUAUGCUCCCGGCUUCAAAGGCUCCAUAGUGGGCAAAGAAGUGCUGGUGCCCCCCGACCUGGAGCGUAUUUUCGGCCUGACCGGGGGGAAUAUUUUUCAUGGUGCAAUGACAUUGGACCAGCUCUAUCUCGCACGACCUUUGCCCUCUCUCUCAGACUACCGCACACCAAUCAAAGGCCUUUAUCUGUGUGGCAGUGGAAGUCAUCCAGGUGGGGGUGUGAUGGGGGCUUCUGGGUGGAAUGCUGCUAUGAUGGUCCUGACAGACCUGCGCAGGGGCUGAGGAAGAUCAGCAUGGUUGUGUGUGUGAGUGUGUGUGAGUGUGUGUGAGUGUGUGUGAGUGUGUGUGAGUGUGUG
This is a messenger RNA of Conger conger (European conger), 1912 nucleotides long. It is a transcript of the gene pyroxd2, whose product is annotated as pyridine nucleotide-disulphide oxidoreductase domain 2. The record is from RefSeq and is a predicted model, not a curated record. NCBI's taxonomy places the organism in Eukaryota, Metazoa, Chordata, Actinopteri, Anguilliformes, Congridae. Gene Ontology annotation, molecular function: oxidoreductase activity. The transcript is spliced from 16 exons. Bases 99 to 1838 code for a protein of 579 amino acids.